Mytilus trossulus (common blue mussel) is the source of this 464-nucleotide messenger RNA. RefSeq lists its product as uncharacterized. The transcript is spliced from 4 exons. Lineage: Eukaryota; Metazoa; Mollusca; Bivalvia; Mytilida; Mytilidae. The record is from RefSeq and is a predicted model, not a curated record. Bases 56 to 430 code for a protein of 124 amino acids.
UAAACUUGAUCUUAACUAUCUUCUGCCUGAAAAUAAAGCCAAUCAACUGACAAAAAUGAUGGAUAUCUACUCAUCACAUGAACAAUCCAUUCAAAAAGAGGAAAUUUACCAUGUGAAAGAUUUGCCAGUAGGUGAAGCAAAAGAAAUCAGUUUGGAAUCAUCAUGGAAAUUAUUUACAGACCAUGUAAACUGGAAUGAGUUUCCGAUUGGUUGUAUACCAGGUUGUAACAUUACCUAUGGCAGUUUAAGGUUAGGAGAUACAACACCUGAGGACCAAGUAGAAGAGAGUUUAGAUCAGAGAACUGUAGAUGACAUGGAGUACACACAAGACUCCAGUUUUAAUAUGUCCACUGUUCAAGAUUCCUUCCCAAAGAACACUUGGACACAACAAGAGAUAAACAAAAUUCAAAACCUUGUACAGAUUUUAUGAUGCAAAAAUAAAAAAAUGAAAUUUUAAACUCCAA